Molecule: messenger RNA, 789 nt
Organism: Gilbertella persicaria
Lineage: Eukaryota; Fungi; Mucoromycota; Mucoromycetes; Mucorales; Choanephoraceae
Exons: 2
Coding region: 1-789 (262 amino acids)
Biological process (GO): regulation of transcription by RNA polymerase II
Cellular component (GO): nucleus
Molecular function (GO): RNA polymerase II transcription regulatory region sequence-specific DNA binding; DNA-binding transcription activator activity, RNA polymerase II-specific
Source: RefSeq, a predicted model, not a curated record
AUGUCAUACGCACCUUACGAUUCAUACUUGUCUAAUCUUGACUCACUUGUAUUUGAUUCACCAAAUGAAGUGGAUCAAUCUGAAAAAGAAGCUGCUGAAGAACUCGAUUUAUGGAGUAACGCACAAUUUACUUUUGAUGUGAAGCCUGGUGUUGGUAUCUACGAUGAAGAAAAAAAGACUUCCCCUGUGUCUACACCUGCUACUCAAUUCGAAGUUGCUUCUGGCGGCUUAGAUGCUGCUACUUAUGAUGCUCUCGUAAACUACCUUGACUACGAGUUGCCUAGACAACAACAAGUCAAGAUGGAACAACAACAACAACAACAAAAGACUCCUAUUGUCAAGAAGCAAAGAGUGAUUCAACCUCGUCCCUUGGCCCCUGCUUUGCCUACAACCACAUCUAUUGCCCCUCUUCCUGUGCCUAUCGCAGCUCGCCAAGUCUUGAUGCCUAAACCCCCUGUGGUUCCUGCAAACAUCUUUUCUACUCUUUUAGCCUCUCAACAACAGCCUCUUGUUCCCAAAAAGACAACUGCUGGUGUUAAGCGUCCUGCUACUGAAGAGCCUGAACUCAAGACAGAAGAAAACGUCAAUCCUGACGAAGACAAACGUCGUCGUAACACAGCUGCCAGUGCUCGUUUCCGUAUCAAGAAGAAGAUGCGCGAACAAGCCAUGGAAGAAUCUGUCCGUGAAAUGACCAUCAAGUCUGAUAAACUUCAAGACCGCGUAAACCAACUUGAAUCUGAGAUUAAGUUCCUUCGUAGUCUCUUGUUGGACAAGACCAAGCAACAAUAA